This is a messenger RNA of Cavenderia fasciculata, 4743 nucleotides long. RefSeq lists its product as uncharacterized. Bases 1 to 4743 code for a protein of 1580 amino acids. Gene Ontology annotation, biological process: transport. Lineage: Eukaryota; Evosea; Eumycetozoa; Acytosteliales; Cavenderiaceae. The transcript has 13 exons. The record is from RefSeq and is a predicted model, not a curated record. Gene Ontology annotation, cellular component: membrane; Golgi apparatus.
AUGGAUGCCAAAGUCUCUUGCUUCAACAAAAAAAUCGUUUCUUUUUCGUUACUAUACGAUUGGAUUUGUUGGAAAAUCAGUCCUCUGCGAUUAUUUGCAAUCACCGUAUGUGCAAAUGAAAAAGUAGUUUCUGAUGUGCAAAUAUCCAUGAAUAGCCGUCUCUUGCCAUACCAUUUGAAAAAGAGACAAAAACUAGAAGAAUCUUUUCCAGAGCAAAGUUUGGUCUCUCAAAAAAACGGUCAAGAUGGCACACCCAUGGAUGAUUCCGAUGACGACGACGAUGAUGAUGAUGAAUCAUGGAAAUAUUUGCCUAUGGUGUGCGAACAAUGUGAUGCGACCAUUCCUAUUCUAUCGGAACAUGAAAAAAGAUUGGAUUUAUGUGGUGACCUGAUGGAUCUGUACUCGGUUGAUAUUCAACUAAAAAGGAAUGCAUUUGAAAAAAUGCCACCCUUUGAUUCAAAGGAUGAUCAAUUCCCUCCACCAGUACCAUUAAUUGCCGAAAUCAAUCAUCGACUCGUCAAAUUUGACCAACCUGAGUCACCCCACGUGGAGAUUUUUCUACACGAGGCUCUCAACACCACCUCGAUAGCACUCAACAGUAACAGGUCAGGAAUUGCACCCUCCAUGCGGAACCUAUUCAAUCUUAUUAAAACUACAUCCGAUCCCUCGAUGCAAUUUAGAAUUCGUGAUGCAUAUCCCUUUGUCCACGACUCGUCUACUGGCGGAUUUGAAAAUGAAAUCAAACAUGAAAUCAUGGUGAAGGAAUUAAUGAACCAUUUUUCAAUGACAACGUCCAAGCUCAUUAUUGUUUGUGGACAAUUCCCUUGCAAGGCAGCCAAAGAGGCUUUUAAUGCCAAUCCUUUGGAUUACGAAAUGGUUGACUAUAGUCAAGAAUCUUAUCACACCAUUUUAGAUAAAGCCAAAGGCACAACCGAGGACAAAGAGGUGGAUGUAAGUAGGAUAGUUCCUAAAAGGCUCAUUGCUAUCGCUCCGCAUCCAUCAGUCAUGUUUGCGUUGCACAUAACAGCAGCCUAUAUUUUGAUUGCUCAUGAUAUCUACAAAAUGGCUCCAAAGGUAUCUCAAUUUGACCCAGUUCAAACAUUUAAAUCGAAUUCCCCCUCGUCUGCCUCGUCCUCCUUCUCCUCCACGUCCUUAUCAUCCACGUCAUCUUCAUCAUCUGCCUCGUCUUCCUCGUCUGCCUUGCCCCCGUCCUCCUCGUCCUCCUCCACGUCCUUAUCAUCCACGUCAUCCUCAUCAUCUGCCUCGUCUUCCUCGUCGUCCUUAUCAUCCACCUCAUCUUCAUCAUCCUCCUCUUCGUCCUCCAAUCAAAAGACCACCAAACGCCCAAAUCUAAGUAACAAAACAAAAGAUUUUCCUUCACUUAAACAAUGGACGUUGGAACAUCUAGUUGAAGAGGCCACAUCCCGCAAAAUCGACGUAGAGAAUAUCAAAGAAGAUCGUCUUCAAGUUGAAUGUGUUUUGUUGAAAUCGGUCCUUGGGUUUCAAAUAUGGUCAGAACAAAAAAUUGAACAGUUUGAUCUAGAGGAAUCAAAAUCGAAAAAAGAUAUACUGGCCUAUGCGAGAGAAAAAAAAAUCCCUUUGACAGACUAUUGGUUCUUCAUGACGUUGGAAACCCUCAAAAAAGCCGUGCAAAGGUGUCUCGCUUCCACCUCGUCCCCAUCUCCGUCCUCCUACUUGCCCACCCCUUCCUCACCCUUGACCGAUAUCUCACUCCCCUCUUCCCCAUCCUUGACCGAUGCCCCACCCACUUCAUCCUCAUCCGAUACCUCAACUCCACCCUCUUCCACCGAUACCUCAUCCUUGACCGAUACCUCAACCACCUCAUCCGAUACCUCAACUCCACCCUCUUCCACCGAUACCUCAUCCUUGACCUAUACCUCACUCCCCUCACACUCAUUCUCCUACUCCUCCUACUCUAAACCUUUUGUAAAAAAUGAAAAGUGCGUUUACAAAGAUGAAGAGAAACAUAUAAGAGCAAAGAGAGAUUUUUAUCACUCUGGAAUGUGUAGAAGGCGCCGAAGCAAAUGGAAAGUUAUGAGGGAAAACAACCGUGGCAAUUAUCUUUAUAUCGGAAUUGAUCCUGGAAGGUCAAAAUGCACGAUUGUAGACUCUAUGAAUCGUGCUCGAGUGGUUUCAGUGGCAUCUUAUUACAACCUCAUGGGCACUGACCGUCUUCUGGCAAGACAACAAAACUACAAAAAGAACCCGGUCCUGUCCAAAUUUGAAAGUGGAUUGCCAACCUAUAAUACCUUUGAUACUUUAUUCAAUGUAGAAUCUGUAUUGAGACGAAUAGAGUAUGAAAGAAUUACCCAUAGGGAUCAAUGUCGUCUUUAUUCCCAUGUAGUGACGUCCUAUACGUUUCAGACCAUGGACAAGAACAGGAACAUUGACAAGAAGCGCGCCCAAUAUGCCUAUGCAAAGAGCUUUGUACCACCAACAACAAUCCCGAAAAAUAGAAUAGUGAUUUAUAUUGGAGGGUCUGAUUUUUUCCGUGGAUCCCGAGGUGGUGGUAGAACUGGUUGUACAUCAAAGACACUACUCAGACUGUUUUUGAAUAUGGGUUACAAGGCACGUCUUGUCAAUGAAUUUAAUACCUCCAAAAUUCAUAAUGCAUGUGCCUCCAAAAUUCAUUCUACCAACAACAACAAGUUCCUAGAAAAAGCUAAACACCAAAAGGUUAAAAAUGUGUUGCCAGAAUCUUUUGAAAAGACCCAUGUUGUUGGUGCACCCAUAUCCUCCACGUUUUCAGACAAUGGUGUUCGUUGGCAAGGAAAGGAUUCCAAGUUAUGUGAUGGUUGCAAAUUGACUGAUUACAAUUGUCAAUGCUCCAAGGCUCAAUUGGCGGACAAAGAGAAUGAUUCAACUCUGAAAGUGUCUCAAUUGGCAGAUGAUAUGAAUGAAACUCUAAAAGUAUUCAUAUCACUUGAAAAUACUUCACCUUCUCCAACUAUGCUAUUGGAAUCCCUUUUCUCUUUAAGCAAAAAGACUGUCAAGGAGUUGAUAGAGUUUUGCAAUCUAAACUCUAUCAAAUACAAUCAACAAGAAGAGCCAACCAAAGGGAAAAACAAAAGAGGUUCUCACAAGGAUAGUAAGGGUGGUGCUACCAACAGCAAAAAGGACCAACUUAUCAACGCUAUCAUCAAGUUUAAUUUUGAAAAACAAAAAAGGGAUGCUAGCAAAAAUAAGAAAAAGAGGUCAAAAUCGUCAUCAACUACUAAUGAUCGUUGUAAGGACCAAGAUCAAAGCAAUAGUCAAAAGGAUGGGAACAAGUCUACAAGCAACUCUGUUUCGACCCACGAUUAUGGUUUUGAGAGAAAGAAAGAGAUAACAUAUGCUUCACAGUAUAUCUAUUCAUAUCAAAUAACUAGAUAUGAUCCUAAUCCAUUAGUUCAAUUUGUUUAUCUUGAAGGAGGAACAUUCUCUAUAUCUAUUAAUGCAAAACCUCAGAAUCAUCCUUUAUUCUUUUUACUUUGUUCAGAUGAUGAUUGGAAGAAUAUAUUUGGAUAUAAGAUACCAGAACCAACAUGUAAUUUAUUAGAAAACCCAGAAAUGUUAAAGAUAUGUGAUGUUGGAGUCAAUUUUACAGAUACAUUGUCAGUGUACAAGGUCAUUACAAAAUACAACAAAUAUUUGGUCAAUAUAUUGGAUUGUCAAGAUAGUGUGGUGCAAGAGAAACCAGUCAACAUCACGCUGGACCUAAAGAUGAUCAAUCCAGACAAUAACAAUCUAUCGGCAGAAUUGAUACCUGCACCAUUCAUGUAUACUAUCAUGGGUAUACUGUGGUGCAUCGUAUUACUGUUCUGGCUCUACAACAAUAUCAAACACGUUCAAAGAAUAUCAAAGAUUCAUUUCUUUAUGACACUCUAUCCUCUGCUAAAACUAGUCAUUUGCUUUUACAAUGCAUCCCUCAUUAGAGACUUAUCACAUCUCGAUACUUCACCAACACAAAUCUUUUUCCGUAAAUUCUUGGACAUCUUUUUUAAUCUUUACAUUCAAGUACUCUUAUUGUUACUUGGUACCGGUUGGUACGUCACUCAAAAUACAAUCAAAGGUGAUAGAUAUAAUAUGAUGGCUUUGGUUGGUGGUUUAUCAGUUGCUAUGAUUCUUGAUGAAUUAUAUGUUUCUGAUAGUAUUUCUUAUUUAUUUGUAGAAUUAUUUAUAUUAUCAAUUAGAGUAUUUUUAUUAUUCUAUGUAUUUAUAGCAAUUAAUAUAAAUUCAAGACAAUUAGAAUAUCAUAUUCUACAAUACAAUCCUUCACAAGAAUCUCAAACAACACUUAGUCAAGAGGAAAUUGUUUUAUUUAUUAAAAAGUUUAAAUUAUUUGUAAUGUUUAAAUUAAUAUUAUUAUUUUGGGUUGCACUUAUAACUUUAAAAUUCUUUACCUCUUUAUUAUUGUAUGGAGGAAUCAUUAAUAAUUGGGUAUCAAUGAUGAAUAGUGAAAAUAUAGAUUUAAUUUUAUUUAUUUGUAUUGGGUACAAUUAUAGGGCAAGAAGUGAAAAUAUAUUUAAAAUCAUUAGAAUAAGACCACCUGAAUUGGAUUCAAGAGUUAAUCGUGAACAUAUGCAUCAUAACCUUGUUAGAAAUCAACAACAAAAUCAAAAUAAUAAUAAUAACCAAAGUGACGAAGACGAUAAUAAUAAUGAUAAUUAUGAUGAUGAUGAAGAUCAUGGUAUUGAAAUGCGUGAUUUAUCAAAUAAUAAUAAUCGUCAUAAUAAUAUUUAA